AUGGCAGACACAAUCGAAAUGAACGAGUACCGCGAGGAGCAGCAAGAGACGACUGGUGGUGAGGGCUCCGGCAGUGUCGUACUGCAAUCCGGAAACAGCUCAAUUUUAAGGCUACGAAGACCUCCAUUAGUUGGAUAUUCAACACCCGCAGCAGGUUCAUCAUCCGUUUCGCCAAACUACAAGGCAAACAUUCAGCAAAUAGCAUUAAGUAUCGUUACAUUGAAUAUUACCACGUUGCGUGCCCUUCGAGAUGGGUGGUACGGAUCUCCACAGAUCAUCAACCGGUGCUGUGACAGAUAUGAGCAGUUUCUUGACGAGGACGAAAUCGAGUUGUUGGAUUGGAUCGUAGAAGAUGGAGGAGUGCAUUUCGAUGCUCACGUUAGGGAAUAUGUCAACGAAAAGAGUCAUGAGAAAGGGGUGGGAUGGCUUGUCGACACACGCACUAGCGCAUUUUAUUCCCAGCUAAUUGACAUUGAACUUAAGAUGUAUCGUGCAGCACAGGCCCAUUCCGCGCUGUUAUUGAGGGCUGAUACUCUGGAAAUCCCCGAGGCAUACAACUACUGUACAUCUUACCAGAGCUAUGUUGAACACGUUGCAUCGAAAGAACAAGAGAAGCGUGUUUUUCUCAAAGAGACACUCAAAAGAGCUCAACGGCUUCUAUCUGCUAUCAAAGUGGCUGCAAAUGAUGGAAACCUAGAUGGCCAAGUUCUAGAAAUCCUGAAGCUGAAAGUUCUGGCUCUUCAAGAGCAUUACCAGGAUGCAACUGCGGCUUUGUUUGAAACAUCAUACGAUCUCUUUGAUCAAGCGCGUGUCGAUUGGUGGAAUCCAAGCAUCUCCAAAACACCGUCUGAUCCGCGCGAGAGAUUACCAGCCGCUGUAGCAAGAGCAUAUGAAGCUAGCUCAAAAGGUCUGAUAUCUACCCUCAGCUUUUUUGUCCCGGCAAUCUUGCUGAUCUCUUGUGUUCCUAUCGCAUUGGCUUGGACUCGGAGCCCGCAGGAAGUGGGAGCAUCUAAUGAUGCCAACUUCUAUCAAUUAAUUGCUGGCUCACUGAUUCAACUUCUUAGCUUGGCUACGUUGUUGUAUCCAACGCUAUUUCAUUCUAAGUUUCAAGGACACUCUUGGUUAUGGACAUGGAUCUUGGCUUUGUUCAGCGUUGCCUGUACUAUUUUGAGUGUUUUAAUCUAUGUUUUUUUGCCUGUUGCUUGGAGCAUGGUUGUUGCAUUUGGCGGCAUGACGGCACAAGCAUUGAUUACUUUACAAAUAGUCCAUGCUAUUUGA
This is a messenger RNA of Glarea lozoyensis ATCC 20868, 1278 nucleotides long. RefSeq lists its product as uncharacterized. Bases 1 to 1278 code for a protein of 425 amino acids. The record is from RefSeq and is a predicted model, not a curated record. The transcript is spliced from 3 exons. Lineage: Eukaryota; Fungi; Ascomycota; Leotiomycetes; Helotiales; Helotiaceae.